Molecule: messenger RNA, 860 nt
Organism: Portunus trituberculatus (swimming crab)
Lineage: Eukaryota; Metazoa; Arthropoda; Malacostraca; Decapoda; Portunidae
Product: superoxide dismutase [Mn], mitochondrial-like
Biological process (GO): superoxide metabolic process
Molecular function (GO): superoxide dismutase activity; metal ion binding
Source: RefSeq, a predicted model, not a curated record
CACGACUACGCAUGCGCGGCGCGCUGGCAACGCCACUGUCAGCCUCUCAGGCACCCAGGUAGUUGCGGCUCUCUUCACUGCAGACAUCCUACUCGUUGGUGUGACGUUAUUUCUCGAUCUCCCUGCGUCCAGAAUACCUCAAUCAUCACCAGUCAAAAUGGCAGAGAAGGACCUGUACAUUGCUGCCCUUGAGAAGAAGCUGGCUGAGUUGUCUGGUAUUGAAGUUGAUCAGAUCAAGAAAAACCAGCUAGCCAAUGCUUCAAGUGAGGCACGUUCCAUCCGUGAGAUGGCCGAGUAUGUGGAGGGCAUCCAGGUGAAGCAAGCUGGACAGGUUAUUACUGGUCAGGUGAAUCCUCAGGUGGCUGCCAUGUUUGCCCACAUCAAGGCUGAACUUGGUGAGGAGCGUGGAGCACAUUCCCUGCCACCUUUGAAAUAUGAUUACAGUGCCCUGGAACCACAUAUUUGUACCACCAUCAUGCAGAUCCAUCACACCAAGCACCAUCAAGGAUACAUCAACAACCUGAAGGCAGCUGUAGAAAAGCUUGCAGAAGCAGAGAAGGCUAAUGAUAUAGCUGCCAUAAAUGCACUUUUUCCGGCUAUGAAGUUCAAUGGAGGUGGUCAUUUAAACCAUACCAUCUUCUGGACCAACAUGGCACCUGAAGCUGGAGGAGAACCCACAGGAGACAUUGCUGAGGCCAUCAACAAGGAUUUUGGCUCAUUCCAGUCCUUCAAGGAAAAGUUCUCAGGUGUCAGUGUUGCUGUGAAAGGAUCCGGUUGGGGUUGGCUUGGCUACUGCCCAAAGGAUGACAAGCUUGCUAUUGCCUCGUGCCAGAAUCAGGACCCCCUGCAGCUUACCCAUG